AUGGCUACCCCCAGUGUUCUCGCUUUUGACGCUGAGGACGGUCUCUCUCUCUUUGACCUCACCUCUGGUGCCUCUCCUGCCCCUGCUGCUGAUGCUGAUGCCACUGUUCGCUCCCAGUGGGCCACGCGCGAUGCUGCUGCACAUCUUGCUGUGCGUCGUCACCUGCCUACCACCAAGCGCGCGCACUUUAGUCAGUACAAGAGUGCUCAGACCUUGUACGACGCUGUAGUUGCGCGCUACUCUUCCCCUGCCACUGCUGCACUGAGCCGCCUCAUGCUACCGUACCUCUUCCCUAACCUUGCUGCCUUUCCCACAGUCGCUGACCUCAUUACGCACCUCCGCACUAGUGACACUCGCUACCGCGCUGCGCUUCCUGCUGAGUUCUGCGCCAAGAACCCCCCCCCAAUGUACAUCACUCUCUAUUACAUAGUCGCCCGCCUACCUGACUCCCUUCGUGUAGUCAGGGACCAUUUCCUCUCAGUCUGUCCCACCACACUCACUGUUGACCUCCUAGAGCAGGCCCUCCUAGCAGCGGAGAAGAGCAUAGUCGCUGUAGGAGCCUCUCGUGGUGACCCUCGCGCCCCCAUCUUUGAGGGGUGUUCCCCUUCCCCCCUUUUGCCCUCUGUCGCCUCUGUUGCUGCGGCCGACCUCGUUGGUCUUGAGUCGGUCGGUGCGGCGUCCCCCUUGCCCUUGCCCCUAGCGGGAGAAGCCGCUCUAGCAAGGGCAAGGGGGACAAGGGCGCGGGUGGAGCUAGCGGGGGUGGUGGAGGUGGCGGUGGAGGCGGCGGAGGGAGUGGGGGUGGCGGUGGGAGUGGUGGCGGGGGUGGAGGUGUCGGUGGCAGUAGUGCAGGUGGAGGCGGCGGAGGCGGUGGCGGUGGGAGCGGAGGCGGCGGUGGUGGCGGAGGUGGAGGAGGCGGUGCUGGAGGAGAUGGAGCUGGUCGGGGUGGCGCUUCGCAGCGGAGCGACUCCGGUGGUGCGUCAGCGUGGUGGGGGUUUUGGUCCGUGCACCUACGUCCUUGGCACCGGCGACCGCGCGGGUGAGCAGUGUGGGGGUGCCCACCCCACCCAGCGCUGCUUUGGCCGCAUGACUGACCCUUUGCGUCAGCAGUUCCCGGAGGCUACUGAGAUCCCCCGCUGGGGAGAGCUGUCUAGGGCAGGUGUAGCUAUCUAUGAUCUUGACUUUGAUGCUAUCCUUGCUGCCAUGUAUGCUGUGUCUAUUAGUGAUGAGGGUGACUGUUACCGGUGUUUCCCGCCCAACCCGGGCAUUGCGAUUGCUGCUCUAGGUGCUGGUGAGGCUGCUGCUCUAGGUGCCAGUGCGUUUGCGUCCUUAGGUGCUGGUGAGUCUGCGCUCUCAAGUACCGCGUCGACUUCGGCCUCCCUCACCUUCACACUUGACUCAGGGGCUUCUCGCUCCUUCUUUUGA
Messenger RNA from Closterium sp. NIES-65, 1422 nucleotides. The record is from the annotation of a GenBank genome assembly. Lineage: Eukaryota; Viridiplantae; Streptophyta; Zygnematophyceae; Desmidiales; Closteriaceae.